AUGCUCGAAAUGCAGGCCACCCAGAAGAACGCCGAGGCGGUCGACGUGGUCGCCCUGCGGAUCAAGGCCAUCGACAAGUCCUUGACCGACGGCGGGUGGAUGAGGGCCCAGCUGCUGGAGUUGAUCCCGCAGGAGGGCGCUGGUCUACUCGAUCGCGACGAAGAGGUGGCCAUCGCGAGGGACGCGAGGGUCGAGCAGGAUCUUCGGACGGGUUGGAGCAGGGGCCGCGUCGAGAGCGAUUAUCGCCCAAAAGGCAAGAAGGGCGAGGGGAAGGGCAAGGCCGGCAAGAGGCGGCACAGGCUGAUCGGCGGCAAGGCCAUCUCCCCGCUGAGGACCGUGAGGGCGCGAUCUCCGUCCAGCCUCCCAGGACCUUCUGCCCAUCCCCGUCGCGGCGGUCAGGGCCAUCAGCCCGAGGGAUCUCCUCAGCCGCAGGGUCGUGGACGCCUGCGCCCAGGAGGACGUGGACCACGCGAAGCACCUAUAGGACAACGGGGUGAGUCAAUGGACUUACAACAUCUGCACCGCCCUCAACUUCCACUACGUCGCGGGCUACGCGGGACCUGCGAGGCACGCGCCGAGUGCGAGACUAUCGGGGCCGCAGCUCUUGCUCGUCCGGCAUGUCGCUGGUGCCGUCGCGUCGUUCGUGAGCCGGCAACCUGA
Molecule: messenger RNA, 660 nt
Organism: Prorocentrum cordatum
Lineage: Eukaryota; Dinophyceae; Prorocentrales; Prorocentraceae
Source: the annotation of a GenBank genome assembly